Molecule: messenger RNA, 441 nt
Organism: Heterostelium album PN500
Lineage: Eukaryota; Evosea; Eumycetozoa; Acytosteliales; Acytosteliaceae
Exons: 1
Coding region: 1-441 (146 amino acids)
Source: RefSeq, a predicted model, not a curated record
AUGUCAGAAAUUGAAGUUGAAAGAGAUUUAUCAUCUCCACAAUAUUAUAACUAUUUAAUGAUUUUACUUAGAAAAAGAAUGGAGAGUAAAGAUAUUAGAUAUAGAAAGAGAAGAACUCCUAGUAAUGUACCUUCGAGUAACAACUACAAUAGUAGUAGAGCUUCACCACCGUUACAAACACCAAUACAAGAUCCAUAUGAAUAUUGUGCUCUAAGCUUUAAAAUUGAAAAAGUUGACAACAAAGCGCUUAAAUCCUCUUCAUUUAGAACAAUAAAACCACAACCACCAAGUCCAACCAACAACAUAAGAUCAACUUCAUCUUCACCUAUUUAUCAUCAACAACUUCAAAAUAAUAAAUUUCAAAAAUAUAAAAGAGAAGAAUACAACAACCCAUAUUACUAUAAUAGUGAUGAGAGUGAUGAAAUUGAAGUAAUCUUUUAA